AAGCUUAAAUUUCCGAUUUAUUUAGCGGCUUUAAGGGUCACUGCCCAAGCCCGACAGAUCGACACUUGCAGAGAAAGGGUCAUGGAGUUCGCCGGAAAAGAAGUGGUUGUCAUCUCCGGCUGUUCCGACGGAGGCAUAGGUCAUUCCCUCGCCCGAGCAUUUGCCGAUCAGGAUUGUUUGGUGGUCGCAACUAGUAGAUCUCGCUCCUCAAUGGCGGAUCUGGAGCACGAUCCCAGGUUUUUCUUACAAGAACUCGAUGUUCUCUCCGACCAAAGCGUUGAGCGAUUAACGUCUAUUGUCAUUGAAAAAUUCGGUCGGGUUGAUAUUUUGGUGAACAACGCUGGAGUUCAAUGUAUUGGCCCCAUAGCCGAGGUUCCUCUUUCAUCUAUGCAGAACGCAUUCAAUACCAAUGUUUUCGGGACCAUGAGAUUGAUUCAAGCGGUGGUUCCUCACAUGGUAUCACGAAGAAAGGGGAAGAUUGUAAAUUUGGGAAGUGUUACUGUAUUAGCACCUAUUCCAUGGGCGGGUGCUUAUACUGCCACUAAAGCUGCCAUUCAUGCCAUUUCUGACUGUCUGAGGUUGGAGCUGAAGCCGUUUGGAAUCGAGGUUAUCAACGUUGUCCCUGGAGCCAUUAAAUCAAACAUUGGAAACUCUGCCGUAGCCGGGUUUAAUCAGUUGCCUGACCUGAAGCUAUUCAAGCCAUAUGAAGCUGCAAUGCUGGCCAGAGCCAAUGCCUCACAAGGCCCCAAGGCCGCCCCCACAGCGGAGUUUGCAGAGAAGACGGUGGCCGCCAUUCUCAAAAAGAAGCCGUCGCCUUGGUUCUCAUAUGGAGGCUAUUCUACCCUCAUGGCACUUAUGUACCAUUUGCCGCUCUCCAUCAAGGACUUCAUUGUGGAAGCUAUGUCUAAACGAGUUUUGAAUAGCAACAAAUAGUUGUGUUAGUGACAUAUGCUUUUUCUUUAUUUUAGUUCAAUACAUGUAUGAAAAAAUUAAAUUAAUUAAAUAGUUAAA
This is a messenger RNA of Cucurbita maxima (winter squash), 1011 nucleotides long. RefSeq lists its product as uncharacterized. The coding region runs from base 82 to 933 and encodes 283 amino acids. The transcript has 3 exons. Gene Ontology annotation, molecular function: oxidoreductase activity. Gene Ontology annotation, cellular component: endoplasmic reticulum. NCBI's taxonomy places the organism in Eukaryota, Viridiplantae, Streptophyta, Magnoliopsida, Cucurbitales, Cucurbitaceae. The record is from RefSeq and is a predicted model, not a curated record.